GGCCUGCAUUGUAUCCAUGCCCAUUGAAAGUAGUUUCAGCAGUGGAAGAUUGAAACCGCACGCAUGAAAAAGUGAAGGUUGAGAAGCAAGUAGCUCUAGUCGUGUGUUUAAAAAGAACAAUGGCCUUGAUGGGUGUGCAGUUGGUGGUCAGUCUACUGGCGGCCAGCAUCAUGCAGAGAAUGGCCCCACACUGUUCGUUUGCCCGCUGGCUCCUCUGCAAUGGCAGUUUGUUCCGGUUUAAGCACCCUUCAGAAGGAGAGCUGUACGCCCUGGCUGGGAAGCAGGCCCCAAAGACUAGUAGGAGGGACAGGCGUCAGAAUGGGUCUAGUGACAACAAGCCGCUGACGGUGCCCAGAGACAUCGACCUUCAUCUGGAAGCUGCUCCAGUUAACGUUAUGGAUGCCCUCGUCCUGCGUUUCUUCCUGGAGUACCAAUGGCUGAUUGACUUUGCGCUGUAUGCGUUUGGUAUCUACAUGUUCACUGAGGGGUACUACUGCGUUGUGGAUGCCAGCAAAGAGGUCAACAUUGGAGCCAUCUGGUGUGUGCUGACCAUUUUCUUUUGCCUGAGGACUCUGCACACGCUGAUGAGCCACUACUUCCGCUCGGACGAGGGGGGCGAGCGCUCGGUGUGCCUGGCCUUCGGGUUCCUAUCCCUGCUGGUGGCCAUGCUGGUCUUGGUGGUCAGAGAGGACUACCUGGAGUUCGGCCUGGAGCCUGGUUUUGCUAGCCUGUUUGACAACUUGGAGAUUUUCGCCAAGCAGCAGGGGUAUGAGUGGUCGGUCCCCAUCACCAAGCUGACUGUGAAGUUCGGUUUGGCAGCCUUCUGUGCGUUCAUUGGUGCAUUGCUUGCAUUUCCUGGCCUUCGAUUGGCUCAGACUCACUUGGAUGCUGUUGAGAUGAAUACAGGUCGGCCCCUGAUACAAAUCCUCCUGCACCUGAGCUUCCUGUCUCCGUUGGUGGUGCUGGUGCUGUGGAUUAAGCCCAUCGCCCGUGACUUCCUGGGGAACGCUCCGAUGGGGAAGAGCACCGUCACGCUGAUCUCCAGCUCGGUGUUCAGCUCGGUGCGUCUGUGGACCGUGGUGGCGCUCUGCUUCCUGCGCCUGGCGCUCACCCGCUACCACCUGCAGGCCUACCUCCACCUGGCGCCCAAGUGGGUGGAGCAGAUGAAGAGGGAGGCGGGGCGCAUCGCUGCCGUGGACAUCCAGAGAAAGGUGACCCGAGUGUUCUGCUACCUCACCGUAGUGACGCUGCAGUACCUCACCCCCAUUCUGCUCAUCCUCUUCUCAACGCUGGCUCUCAAGUCUCUGGGAGACUUCUCCUGGGGCCUGGUCCCAGACUCCCCCGGGGUGACCCCGGCGGUGGUGCUGCCCCCCGCGGGCCCUGCCGUGGUCGGGCUGGAGGACGAGGACGAGGGCGAGGACCUGGAGGAGGACGUGCAGGCCACGGUGACGCAUCUGAUGGAGGCCUUCGCCGCCCUGCGGGCUGUCCUCACCCCCAUCUUCUUCAGGGGCGUCCUGGCCUUCUUCACCUGGUGGGUGGCGGCCUGCCAGGUCAUCAGCAGCCUGUUCGGGGUCUACUUCCACCAGUACCUGAUGCAGAACUGAGCUCCAGGCCUGUGCUUGUGUAACUCCCUCCCCCCUCGUCUAUGUGCUGCUCAGGGCCCCAAGGUGAACCAACGUGCAGUUCUCCACAAUGCUGCAACUGAAAUCGCUCGUUUUGCUUUGGACGCGCCGAACGGGAAAGCAAAGGCUCACCCUUCGCCUGUUUUUGGCCGAGUCGGUCAGAGAAUACACGGCCUCACAGACUGUGGAGGUGUUGCCGCAUGCGCAUUAGGGUAUACUGUAGGCUUUUAACGGUUCCGUUCAGUUUCCGAAUCCGAGGCAGUUUGUUACGAUUUCAACGCGCGCUUUAUUUAAAUUUUGUCAUGAUGUGAAACUGUCCGGUGAGCUACGUCAUGGUUUUUAAGUUGUUUUGUGAUCAUGGAGGUAUAAUUAUUGGGUUCUUCUGAUGUCUUAAUUGAGCGACGUACAGUAACAAAGUGCCUGAAAACUCAGGGAUUUCCGAGAUAAAAUGUUUUUUUUUUUUUUUUUUUUUGGGAACAGGUGUGUGUGGCAGUUUAACAGAUGAUUUAGGAAAAUUAUAUACAAAUAAUUUCAGUGACUGAACUGUUCUUCACAUUUCAUGAUCUACCUUUGUGUUAAUUUAGUCCUUUUCACUUCGCCCAUUUAAACGAUUGUAGAAAUGACAUAUUUGGGAUUUAUCCUUUGCCUUCAGUUUUACUGAUUGUUUUAUCAAAGACAACGUUUUUCAUCGUAAAUCAUGGCUGUAAGAUGACACAUACUUGCCAAUCAUUUAAUUGUUCUAAAAAGAAUUUAAUGAAGUAAGAAAUAUUUAUUUUAACUGAGCGCAUGGACUGCAUGGUGUGAAUGAACUUCAAUACUUGUAGUUUUAAUAUGAUUAUGUGGUUUGAAGAGAAUAAAAGUAUUUAAUAUUUGUA
Molecule: messenger RNA, 2497 nt
Organism: Conger conger (European conger)
Lineage: Eukaryota; Metazoa; Chordata; Actinopteri; Anguilliformes; Congridae
Gene: tmem161a
Product: transmembrane protein 161A
Exons: 12
Coding region: 120-1604 (494 amino acids)
Source: RefSeq, a predicted model, not a curated record